GAGGAGAUCGCCAUCAUCCCCAGCAAGAAGCUGCGCAACAAGAUCGCAGGGUACGUCACCCACCUGAUGAAGCGCAUCCAGAGGGGACCUGUACGAGGCAUUUCCAUCAAACUACAGGAGGAAGAGAGGGAGAGGAGGGACAACUACGUCCCCGAGGUCUCUGCCCUUGACCAGGAAAUCAUCGAAGUGGACCCAGACACCAAGGAAAUGCUGAAGCUCCUGGACUUCGGCAGCCUGUCCAACCUGCAGGUGACACAGCCCACAGUGGGGAUGAACUUCAAGACGCCCCGAGGAGCGCUCUGAGUCAAGUGCUCAAUGUCGCUUUUCCAAUAAAUGUGG
This is a messenger RNA of Mesitornis unicolor (brown roatelo), 339 nucleotides long. RefSeq names its product ribosomal protein S17 (gene RPS17). The record is from RefSeq and is a predicted model, not a curated record. Gene Ontology annotation, molecular function: structural constituent of ribosome. NCBI's taxonomy places the organism in Eukaryota, Metazoa, Chordata, Aves, Mesitornithiformes, Mesitornithidae. The annotation marks the transcript as partial. Gene Ontology annotation, biological process: translation. Gene Ontology annotation, cellular component: ribosome. The transcript has 4 exons.